AUGUCACAGAACAUUGAAGCCACAAGCAUACCCCUAUGUUCAAAAUGUAUUCGUCAAAUUUCUGGUGAGGAUAAACCUCAAGUAACGUUAUGUCAGGAACCAUUCAAUUGUUUCCUAUGCUUCGGAUUGCUCGAUGACUCGUUCAUUGACGAGGUUGCUUCUGAGGUCGAACGUCAGCUUACUGAUCUACCGUAUGACGCUUCUUCCUUCGUACUAGCUCUGAACCUACCGUUCUCACAAACUUUGAGAGAGUUGAUUUUGAGAAAGUUAAGACCAGACUUCAAUGGGAUUCUCAUUGAUGUACCAUAUAAGAUCAGAAACAUCGAUGCUUAUUUGAUGAAACUGUCCCAGAACCCUGAAUUCCAUGAAAGCGAUAAUGCUUUUCUCUGCAAACAGUUCCCCAAUCAGUAUAGACAAGGCAAAAAAAGGAACAACGAAGGCUCUGAAUCUGAAGUAGACUGUUCUAAGGUCCAACUUCAACAAAUACAGGGCAAGUUCACGCAGCCUAUUGCAAAUGCAUACAAAAUCGCGGCUCCCACGAAGAAAUGCACUUUCCGAUUAGAUUUUGAGAGAGACCCUGUUUAUAUAGCCGGAAGGUACUGCAAGUAUUCAAGAAACCUCCCGCAAUCACCUUGGUCAACUGAAGAGAAAGGAGGCUUCAAAGAGCCUGGAAACUCAGUUUCUGAAAAAGUUUGUGAAACUUUGAGAGAAGUUUUCGGAGCUCAAGACACAUCGUUCAUAGCUUCUGGACGAGAAGACAUCGACGUUCGAAUGUUAGGAGAAGGUAGACCUUUCGCUGUAGAGCUCAAGAACACGAGAUUUAUGAAGAAGUUACGAGGAACGAACCAUACUGAUACACUGAAAGAAGUUGAAAACAGAAUCAACCAACUUCAUCAGGUUGUUCAAGUGAAGUAUUUGACUCGGGUUACGAAGGAACAGGUCGAUUUAUUGAACAUUGGUCAAGAAGAGAAGAGGAAGCUUUACACAGCUUAUUGUUACAGCACGUUGAAGCUUUCACCGGAAUCUUUCGUGGAAGCUGUUCAGAAGAUCCCCUUAGAAGUUAUUCAGAAGACUCCUGUACGAGUGUUGAAGAGACGAGCCCUGUUGGAUCGUCCCAGGUCAAUUUACACGUUGGAGCUUCUCCGGUUAGAUGAUCAUCAUUUCUUAGCAAGACUUGAAACACAAGCGGGAACUUAUAUAAAAGAGUUUGUUCAUGGGGACUUUGGACGAACACAGCCUUCUCUGGCUGACCUACUGAAAGUACAGAACGGAGAAGUAGAUAUUCUUGAAUUGGAUGUUGAACAGGUUGAUAUGGAAUGGCCACCAAAGGUAGAGUAG
Auanema sp. JU1783 is the source of this 1338-nucleotide messenger RNA. The record is from the annotation of a GenBank genome assembly. NCBI's taxonomy places the organism in Eukaryota, Metazoa, Nematoda, Chromadorea, Rhabditida, Rhabditidae.